Molecule: messenger RNA, 13191 nt
Organism: Didymodactylos carnosus
Lineage: Eukaryota; Metazoa; Rotifera; Eurotatoria; Philodinida; Philodinidae
Source: the annotation of a GenBank genome assembly
AUGAAAUUGACCCUUCGCGGAGAAGGUACCAAGGGUAAAGGGACCCAUGAUCCACUCAAAUUUCUUCCACAAUUGCCCGAUACGCGUGUUAAACCACAAUGGACCACACCUCGUCCAUCGUUAUUCAUUCCUGGUAAACAUAAACUUAACGAAGUUGGCACGGAUAGUCAACGAUUUUUGCAAGAACUAAUUGACCGUGAUCCAAAACGUAAGCGUUUACAAGCUCCACAACGUGCUUCUGAAAGUAAAGCAGAAUCAGCUGUACAUCGAAAACUUGUAGAUACAAAAAAACAACGAGAAGAUUUUCGAAAAGCUCUAGUCGACAUUGUCACAAAUGCUGAUAGUGAUGAAGCGACUAAUCUCAGUAAUUUAUACACAUCUCAAGAGUUAAUUUGUUUUCAGCGUUAUUACUAUUAUAUUCACAAUGGAAUUGACACUCAGUAUGUAGCUGAGCUUGACUCUCAUCGAAUCAAUGAUACAUUGUCUCGGCUUCCAAGUGAACUACGUCGUUCAUGGGAACCAUUAGUUAAUUCUCUGACGGAUGAAAUGAAAGAAGAUUACCUUUUGAGUGUGAAGAAAGCAAUUGUUGAUUUUGUUCUCAGAGAUCCACGUGAAUCGCAAGAGGAGAAAAAAGAAGAGGUACUAAUACAUCGUCAAGAACUGGCCGUGUUACCAAAACCAUGGCACGCAAGUUUUGUUCAAGCACAAAUUAAUAUGGAAAAGAAUCUUCAUUCAAUCAACUCUACAAUGGCACAAGUCCUUAAUAUGUGGCAUAAGAGUGUUUACAAAAUUUUGAAAGUUAUUGAUGUUGAUGAAUUUAAAGAAAGAACAGAAGCGGUUGAAUUAUCAUUCUUUCAUACCGCCUGUAAACGACAUAUGGAUUCAGCCCGAGAACAAUUAGCAAAACGUUGGAUAAGCGAGAUACAAACAAUAUUUUAUCAAGGACAUAAACGUGGUCUCGUACCAAGCCAAGAUGAUCCAAAAUUCAAAUCAUUUUUCAAUACUGUUGCCACAUUAAUGACACAAUGUUUACAAGAUCUUGCUCUUUACACUAUUGAAGAUUUAACCAAUUUACUUGUAACACCUGAAGGGUCAAUAAAAACCUAUGAACACUGUGGAUUUAUUGUUAAUAUGUUUUUAAGCGAAGAUGAAAUUAAAUUUGAACCAUCUUACGAAGAUUUUGAAGUUGUCUUUUUAUCUAUGUAUGAUUCAAUUAUUAGUAAAUGCAGUAAUUUACCGCGAAUUGAAGCAAAAUUAUUUUCAGAUAGAGCACUCAAUCAUGGUGAAGCAAAAAAUUUAUCACCAGUUAUUUUACCAUCAAUACUAGAAUCUCAUAAAGAAAAAGUUCGUACAAUGUUAAAACGAGAAUUUGAGAAACCACGCGAACAUGCACGAGAAUUUGAUUCAUUUUCAUAUUUGAUAACGAAACAAGCUGAUGUAGAAGUAGAACAAUUUCUUAAUACUGAACAUUCAUUCAAUGAUUAUGUGCGAGAAGUAAAAAAAUACAAAUCAAUAAUCGAUGAAAUACAAUAUAAUUUAGAAAAAGUUGUUCGACGUGGAAUGUUUGAAAUACUUUGUAAUGAUUUAAUUAGAGCUCUAGCGAAACGAGCUGAAAGUUGUAUGACAAAAUUACUUGAUCGAAUGGUCAAAGAUCAUAGGGAAUCAGGAGAAGAACUUAUUGGAGAAUUUGAGAAAAUAGCUGAACAAGCGGUACGAACACCUAUGAGUACUGCUGAACUAAUGGAAAUAAUUGCCUUUAUUUCAAAAUCAAAAUCACAAACCAUACCUGAACUAGAAAAACGUCUUGUACAAGCCAAAGAUGAACUAUUAUUUUUAUUAGAUAAUACAGAAUUACCAGCAGCUGAUUUAAGAUUAAAUACAAAUAUGUUUUCAUGGAUUGAACGAAUGCCAGCAGCAUUUGAAGAACACGCAACAAUUGUAAAAGAUAAAACGGAAAGUUUUAAAGAAGGUUUAACAUUAAAACGUGAACGAUUUGUAGAAGAAUUAGAUAAUUAUGCCAAACAAGUUGAAGAACUUCAAGAAUUAGGAAAUAUUAAAGAAUUACCACGUUAUCAUAAAAAAGCACAAUAUUUAGAACAAAAAUUGAUGCAAGCAGCUGAACGAAUUGAACAAUUCAAUAUUGAAGAAGAAUCUUUUGGAUGGGAUACAACAAAUUAUCCAAUAAGACAGCAGACAUUAAAUCAACUUCAACCCUAUUCAAAACUGUAUGAAUCGGGUGUUGACUUUACAACGAAACUUGUUGAAUGGACAGAGGGAUCAAUGACAAAAGUUCAACCCGAUCAAGUAGAACAAGAUGUUGGAAAUUAUGAAAGACAAUUGUUUAAAUUAGAACGACAAUUUGCCAAUAAUCCACAACCACGUAAAAUGGCUAAUCGUUUACGUGUACAAGUAGCAGAAUUUAAAGAAAAAAUGCCAUUAAUUCAGACAAUGUUUAAUCCAGGUUUACGUGAUCGACAUUGGGAACAAAUAGCAGAUGUUAUUGGUCAACCAUUUAAACCGGAUGAAGAAACAAAUUUAAAUAAAAUAAUUGAAAUGGAUAUAAUGUCAUUUAUACCAAAAUUAGAACAAAUUAGUGAAGCAGCAUCGAAAGAAUAUUCAUUAGAAAAAGCCAUGGAAAAAAUGAAAAAAGAUUGGCUAAAUAUUGAAUUUUCUAUUAUACCUUAUCGUGAAACUGGUACAUACGUUUUAUCAGCUGUUGAUGAUAUUCAAUUGUUACUCGAUGAUCAUAUAGUUAAAACUCAAACAAUGAAGGGUAGUCCGUAUAUUGGACCAUUUCAAAAAGAAAUAUCAGAUUGGGAACAUACAUUAACAUUAUUACAAGAUAUUCUUGAUGUUUGGCUUAAUGUUCAGAAAACAUGGUUAUAUUUGGAACCAAUAUUUAGUUCACCUGAUAUAAUGGCACAAAUGCCUGAAGAAGGUCGACGUUUUGCAACAGUCGAUAAAACAUGGCGUGAAUUAAUGAAACAAUGUUUAACAGAUAAACAUGCUUUAGCUAUUGUUAAAAUUGAAAAAAUGCAUGAAAAAUUAAAAAAAUCAGAUGAUUCAUUAGAGUUAAUAUUAAAAGGUCUAAAUAAUUAUUUGGAAAAAAAACGUUUAUUUUUUGCCCGUUUCUUUUUCUUAUCUAACGAAGAAUUAUUGGAAAUAUUAUCAGAAACAAAAGAUCCAACACGCGUACAACCUCAUCUUCGAAAAUGUUUUGAAGGUAUAGCUCAAGUUCAAUUCACUGAAAGUUUGGAUAUAACACAUAUGAAAAGUAGUGAAGGUGAAAUUGUUGAAUUAAAAGAUGUUAUAUCAACAUCAAAAGCGCGAGGUCAAGUUGAAAAAUGGCUUUUGGAAUUAGAAGCAGAUAUGAUUGCGUCGGUACGGAAGGUUAUUGGUGAAUCGAUGAUUGAUUAUCAAAAAAAAAGACGUGUUUUAUGGGUAAAAUCAUGGAUGGGACAAGCUGUUUUGGCUACUACCUGUUAUUAUUGGACAACACAUGUUCAUCGUUCAAUUCGUGAAGGCCAACAAGCUUUAGAAUCUUAUUUACAAUUGAAUAAUGAUCAAAUUAAUGAAAUUGUUGAACUUGUAAGAGGAAAAUUAUCAGAACAAAAUCGUGCCACAUUAGAAGCAUUGGUUGUAUUGGAUGUUCAUGCUCGAGAUGUGUUAACGACAUUAGUGGACAGUAAAGUAUCAAAAGAAGAUGAUUUCUUAUGGUUGGCACAAUUACGUUAUUAUUGGGAAUCGGAAAGUAUGCUCACACGAAUGAUCAAUGCUUCACUGAAUUAUGGUUAUGAAUAUUUGGGAAAUUCAUCACGUCUUGUCAUAACACCAUUGACAGAUCGUUGCUACAGAACAUUGUUCGGUGCAUUAAAUCUUCAUUUAGGUGGCGCACCCGAAGGUCCCGCUGGUACAGGAAAAACGGAGACAACAAAAGAUUUGGCUAAAGCUGUUGCAAAACAAUGUAUCGUUUUUAAUUGUUCAGAUUCACUAGAUUAUAAAGCUCUUGGAAAAUUCUUCAAAGGCUUGGCAUCAUGUGGUGCAUGGUCUUGUUUUGAUGAAUUCAAUCGUAUUGAUUUAGAAGUAUUGUCGGUUGUUGCACAACAAAUAUUGACCAUUCAACGUGGUAUUACAUCGGGUGCUGAAACAAUUAUUUUUGAAGGAACAGAAAUAAAACUCGAUCCAACUUGUGCUACAUUUAUUACCAUGAAUCCCGGCUAUGCUGGACGAUCAGAAUUACCCGAUAAUCUUAAAGCAUUAUUUCGUCCUGUUGCUAUGAUGGUACCUGAUUAUGCCAUGAUUGCCGAAAUUAAACUCUAUUCAUCUGGUUUUGUCAAUGCCCGUCCAUUAGCUGUUAAAAUUGUUGCCACAUAUCGUUUAUGUUCAGAACAACUUUCAAGUCAACAUCAUUACGAUUAUGGUAUGCGUGCAGUUAUUUCUGUUUUGAUUGCUGCUAAAAAUUUGAAGUUAAAAUAUCCUGAUCAAAACGAAGAUAUUCUUGUUUUACGUUCAAUUAUCGAUGUCAAUCUACCAAAAUUUUUGGCUCAAGAUUUACCACUGUUUGCUGGUAUUACAUCUGAUUUGUUUCCUGGUGUCAAAUUACCAACACCUGAUUAUGAAGUGUUAAAUGAGGCUGUUGAGCAGUCAUGCCGUGAUUCUAAUUUACAAUGUACACAAUUUUUUCUUGAAAAAAUACAACAAAUUUAUGAAAUGAUGAUUGUUCGACAUGGUUUUAUGAUUGUUGGUGGUCCCAUGGGUGGAAAGACGAGUGCUUAUCGAACGUUAGCAUUGGCAUUGGCUAUAAUUCAGGAGAAAGGUCUGAUGGGUGAAAAUAAAGCAGAAUAUGUCGUUAUCAAUCCAAAAUCUGUGACAAUUGGCCAACUGUACGGAGCAUUUGAUCCGGUCUCUCAUGAAUGGUCUGACGGAGUACUGGCAGUAAACUACAGAAAGUUUGCCAUUUCAACAACUCUUGAUCGUAAAUGGUUAAUAUUUGAUGGUCCUGUUGAUGCUGUCUGGAUUGAAAACAUGAAUACUGUACUCGAUGAUAAUAAAAAACUUUGUUUAAUGAGUGGUGAAAUAAUUCAAUUAGCAAAAACAACAAAUUUAAUAUUUGAACCAAUGGAUCUUGAACAAGCAUCACCAGCUACUGUUUCACGAUGUGGUAUGAUUUAUAUGGAAUCAGCAUCAUUAGGAUGGCGUCCAAUGUAUCGUUCAUGGUUGAACGUAUUACCAUCAACAUUAACGGAUACUCAUAAAAAAUUAUUAACAGAAUUAUUGGAACGUUUUGUUGAUCCAUGUAUAUCUUAUAUACGUAAAAAUUUAAAAGAAUUAUCACCAUCAAGUGAUACUAAUCUUGUACGAUCAUUAAUGAAUAUAUUAGAUUGUCUAUUUGAUAAAUUUCAAGAUCCAAAAAAAUUUCAAUCAUAUGUAUCAAAAGAAGUGUCUACGUGGAUAGAGGGUAUGUUCUUUUUCUCAUUAAUAUGGUCAAUUGGUGUUACGGGUGAUACCAAUAGUCGAGUAAAAUUUGAUAUAUUCUUACGAAAAAUAUUAACAAGUGGAUUAGAUGAUGAAGAAAAGAAACAAUUUGGAUUAUUGGAUGCUGUACCACCACCACCGAAACCAUAUACAGCUCUACCUCCAGAAGGAUUAUCAAUUUAUCAUUAUAAAUUUGUUUCAGAACAGCCAGAAGAAGAUACUGUACGAGAGAAACCAGCAGAUAGCGAAGAAGGAAAUCAAUAUUGGGAACCAUGGAGUUGGGCAUUAUAUAAUGCAAUUCCAAUACCAAAAGAAGCAUUAUUCAAUGAGAUUAUUGUUGAAACAUUAGAUACUGUUCGAUUUACAGCAUUAGUCGAGAUGUUAGUGACACAUCAAAAAUCAGUGCUUGUUGUUGGACCAACAGGAACAGGAAAGUCGGCAUAUAUUAUUGAUUAUCUAUUGAGAAAAUGUGAUAAAGCUGUUUAUAAACCGAUUAUGAUUAACUUUUCUGCUCAAACAAGUGCUAGUCAGACACAGGAUAUUAUCAUGUCUAAAUUAGAUAAAAGACGAAAAGGCGUGUACGGACCACAUGUUGGUCAGAAAUGUGUCGUUUUUGUUGAUGAUCUAAACAUGCCACUAGUAGAGACUUAUGGAGCUCAACCACCAAUUGAACUGUUACGUCAAUGGCUCGAUCACGGAAACUGGUAUGACCGAAAAGAUCAAUCACGAAUUGGUUUGACAGAUGUUCAAUUGAUCUGUGCCAUGGGUCCACCAGGUGGUGGACGUAAUGCUGUAUCGGCCAGAUUUUUGCGUCAUUUUAAUACGUUGGGAAUAAAUGAAUUUGAUGAUAAAGUUAUGACAACAAUAUUUACAAAAAUUAUGGAAUGGCACAUUGCAGCCAAAAAUUUUAAUGAUCAGUUCAAACUAGUUAUACCAAUGAUUGUUCAAGCAACAUUAAAUAUUUACAAAGCAUCAUUACAAAAUCUAUUACCAACGCCAACAAAAUCUCAUUAUAUAUUUAAUUUACGUGACUUUUCUCGAGUUAUUCAAGGUAUAUCAUUAUCUGAUCCGGAAAGUGCUCCCGAUCCGGCUGCCAUGAAACGUCUAUUUAUUCAUGAAAUUUUACGAGUAUUCUAUGAUCGUUUAAUUGAUGAAGUUGAUCGAAAAUGGUUUUAUGAACAAGUAAUUAAAACAACAAAAGAAGUGUUACGAGAAAAUUUUCAUCAAUUAUUAGGACAUUUGGAUGUGGGAAAAUUGGGAACAGUUACUGAAGAUAAUUUACGUAGUUUAAUCUAUUGUGAUUUUGGUGAUCCAAAAAAUGAAUUAAAACGUUAUUUGGAAGUAACAAAUUUGGAUCAAUUACGAACAUUAACCGAACAAAAUUUAGAAGAAUAUAAUCAAAUGUCAAAAAAACCUAUGAAUUUAGUUUUGUUUAGAUUUGCCAUUGAACAUGUAUCACGUGUUUCACGUAUUGUUAAACAACCUAGAAGUCAUGCAUUAUUGGUGGGUGUUGGUGGUUCAGGACGUCAAUCAUUGACACGUCUAGCUGCUCAUAUGGCUGAAAUGGAUACAUUUCAAGUUGAAAUAAGUAAAUCGUAUACAUCUAUUGAAUGGCGAGAAGAUUUAAAACGUGCACUAAGAAAAGCCACUGAAACAGAUAAUCAUUUGGUAUUUUUAUUUUGUGAUACACAAAUAAAAGAUGAAUCAUUUUUGGAAGAUAUUAAUAAUUUGUUAAAUAGUGGUGAAGUACCAAAUUUAUUUCCAGCCGAUGAAAAAGCGGAAAUAUGUGAUAAAAUGCGUGUUCUAGACAGACAAAAAGAUAAAGCAAAACAAACUGAUGGUUCACCAUUGGCUCUAUUUAAUAUGUUUAUUCAACGUUGUCGUGAUCAAUUACAUAUUGUUUUGGCUAUGAGUCCUAUUGGUGAUGCAUUCCGCAAUCGUUUACGAAAAUUUCCAUCAUUAGUCAAUUGUUGUACAAUUGAUUGGUUUCAAAAAUGGCCCGAAGAUGCUUUAGAAGCUGUAGCACAAAAAUUUUUAGAAGAUAUUGAAAUAAAUGAUGAAGAACGUCGAUCAUGUAUUGAUACGUGUAAAUAUUUUCAUGUAUCCACGGAAACAUUAUCAAAACGUUUCUUAGCCGAACUUGAUCGACAUAAUUAUGUAACACCAACAUCCUAUUUAGAAUUAAUAAAUACAUUUAAAUCAUUAUUAGAAAAACGUCGUACACUGUUAACUGCAGCUAAAACACGUUAUGAAGUGGGUUUAGAGAAAUUAGAAAAUGCCGCAUCACAAGUCGGAAAAAUGCAAAAGACAUUAGAACAAUUGCAACCUCAAUUAGUGGAAAUGGACAAAAAAGUGGAUGCUGCUUUGGUUAUUGUUGAAAAAGAAAAAACCGAAGCUGUUCGACAAGAACAGAUUGUACGAGUUGAUGAAGAAAAAGCCAAUGAACAAAAAGCAAGUGCCGAUGCUAUUAAAACAGAAUGUGAUUUAGAACUCGAACAAGCAUUACCAGCGUUCAAAAAAGCAUUAGACGCUUUAAAUACGAUUAAGCCUGAUCAAAUAGCUGAAAUGAAAGUCAUGCGUAAUCCACCAGUACCAGUGAAAACCGUGAUGGAAGCCAUUUGUAUACUGUUGGGUCAGCCUCCUGAAAAAGUUGUAGACCCCGCCACUGGUCAACGAAAAGACGAUUAUUGGAAAACUUCUGUCAAAGUAUUAGCUAAUGUGAAUUUUUUGAAGAGUUUAAUGAGUUAUGAUAAGGAUAAUAUUCCAGCAGCAUAUAUGAAAAAGAUUCGACAAGAAUAUGCCACAAAACCAGACUUUCAACCGAGUGCUGUUGAAAAAGUUUCCUUGGCUUGUAAAGGUUUAGCAGAAUGGGCACUGGCUAUGGAUAAAUAUGAUGUAGUGGCCAAAGUUGUAGCACCGAAAAAAGAGGCAUUAGCCGCAGCUGAACAACAAGUAGCAAAAGCCGAAGCAAUAUUAACAGAGAAACGUGCACAUUUGAGAGAAAAAUUAGCUGUUUUACAACGUCAAUUAGAUGAUAAUUUAGUGAAAAAAGAUGACUUAUCAAAACAAGUAGCAGAUUGUAAAACAAAACUGAUGCGUGCUGAAACACUAAUUGGCGGUUUGGGUGGUGAAAAAAAUCGAUGGAUGACAGCAGCUAAAGAUCUCGGUGAACAGUAUGAUAAUUUAAUUGGUGAUAUACUCUUAUCAUCGGGAAUUAUAGCUUAUCUUGGAGCAUUCACAGCCGUAUUUCGACAAGAUCAAAUUAAUGAAUGGAACAAAUUAAUUGAAGAGAAAAGUUUACCAAGAUCAAAACAAUAUUCAUUAGUUAAUACACUUGGCGAGCCCGUUAUUAUUCGAGCUUGGAACAUUGCCGGUUUACCAAGUGAUAGUUUUUCAGUUGAAAAUGGUAUUAUUUUAAAUAAUUCUCGACGAUGGCCUUUAAUGAUUGAUCCACAAUCUCAGGCAAAUAAAUGGAUAAAAAACAUGGAAAAACCAAAAAAUUUACAUAUUAUUAAACCAUCUGAUUCUGACUAUGUUCGUACACUUGAAAAUUGUAUUCAAUUUGGUUAUCCCGUAUUGAUGGAAAAUAUUGGCGAAGAAAUUGAUCCACUAUUAGAACCACUUUUAUUAAAACAAACAUUUAAACAAGGUGGUAGUCUUUGUAUUAAAUUAGGUGAUAGUGUUAUCGAAUAUGCACCCGAUUUUCGAUUUUACAUGACAACAAAAUUACGUAAUCCACAUUAUUUACCAGAAACAGCAGUCAAAGUUGUUUUAACAAAUUUUAUGAUUACCGAAGAAGGAUUACAAGAUCAGUUAUUGGGUAUUGUUGUUGCACGUGAACGUCCUGAAUUAGAAGAAGAAAAAAAUUCAUUAAUAUUACAAGGUGCUGAAAAUAAACGAAUGUUAAAAGAAAUUGAAGAUAAAAUUUUAGAAGUUUUAUCGGGCUCAUCAGGAAAUAUUUUGGAAGAUGAAGCAGCAAUAAUUAUUUUAUCAAAUUCAAAAAGUUUAGCAAAUGAUAUUAAUGAAAAACAAGUGAUUGCUGAAGAAACAGAGAAAAAAAUAGAUGCAGCACGUCUCGGAUAUAAACCUAUAUCAAUUCAUUCAACAAUAUUAUUUUUUUCAAUUGCUGAUUUAGCUAAUAUUGAACCAAUGUAUCAAUAUUCUCUUACAUGGUUUGUUAAUCUAUUUGUUGCAUCAAUUGAAAAUUCAGAAAAAUCUGAAAUAUUAGAAACACGUUUAUUAAAUUUAAAAAAUCAUUUUACUUAUUCAUUGUAUUGUAAUAUUUGUCGAUCAUUAUUUGAAAAAGAUAAAUUAUUAUUUAGUUUUCUAUUAUGUGUUAAUUUAUUAAAACAUGAUCAUAAAAUUGAUGAUGAUGAAUGGCGAUUUUUAUUAACGAGUGGUGUUGCAUUAACAAAUACAUUUAGUAAUCCUACAGCAUGGUUACCACAAAAAUCAUGGGAUGAAUUAUCACGUUUAAACGAUUUAACACGAUUUAAAGAUAUAAGAAAAAAUUUUUUACAACAAAAAGAUGCAUGGAAAAUUGUUUAUGAUAGUGCAGAGCCACAUCGUGAACGUUUUCCCGAACAAUGGCAAGAAAGUUUAGGGGAUUUUCAACGAAUGUGUGUUAUCAGAUGUAUUCGACCUGAUAAAGUGGUACCAUCGGUUCAAGAUUUUGUUCGUGAUCAUCUUGGACAAAAAUAUAUUGAACCACCACCAUUUGAUUUACAAAAAUCCUAUGUCGAUUCAACAUGUACUACACCAUUAAUAUUUGUUUUGAGUCCAGGUGGUGAUCCAAUGGCAGCAUUACUCAAAUUUGCUGAUGAUAUGGGCUUUGGUGGUUCAAAAUUGAAUUCAUUAUCACUCGGUCAAGGUCAAGGAAAGAUUGCAUUAGGAUUAAUACAAGCUGGACUCAAAGAUGGAUCAUGGGUAGUGUUGCAAAAUUGCCAUUUAGCACCCUCUUGGAUGCCUACAUUAGAAAAGAUUUGUGAAGAAUUAAAUCCGGAUACAAUUCAUCCUGAUUUUCGAUUAUGGUUAACAUCAUAUCCAUCAACAACAUUUCCCGUAUCGAUUCUACAAAAUGGUGUUAAAAUGACAAAUGAAGCACCAAAAGGACUUCGUUUUAACCUAUUAAGAUCUUAUAUGACAGAUCCUAUUUCGGAUCCAGAAUUUUUUGGUAGUGUCAAACAGUUAAGACCAUGGAGAAAACUUUUAUUUGGAUUAUGCUUCUUUCAUGCAUUGGUACAAGAACGUCGUAAAUUUGGACCAUUAGGAUGGAACAUUCCGUAUGAAUUUAAUGAAACCGAUUUACGUAUAUCUGUUCAACAAUUAAAUAUGUUUUUAAAUCAAUAUGAUGAUGUGCAAUAUGAAGCAUUAAGAUAUUUAACUGGAGAGUGUAAUUACGGAGGAAGAGUCACAGAUGACUGGGAUCGUCGAACAUUAAAAACAUUAUUAGUUAAAUUUUAUUGUAAUGAUAUAAUUGAUACAGAUUCAUUUCGAUUUGAUGAUAGUGGUCUAUACUAUGCACCACCAGACGGAGACUAUGAAAGUUAUUUAAAUUAUAUUCGAAAUUUACCGUUGAAUAAUGAUCCGAACAUAUUUGGAUUUAAUUCAAAUGCUGAUAUUACGAAAGAUCAAAAUGAAACAGGAUUAUUAUUUGAAAAUAUACUUUUAACUCAGACCAAAGGUGCGUCAAGUGCAACUGGAAAAACACCUGAUGAUCUAGUGGGUGAAGUAGCAACAGAAAUCUUAAAUAAAUUACCACCGAAUUUUAAUAUUGAAGUAUCAAUGAGAAAAUAUCCAACAGAAUAUAAACAAAGUAUGAAUACUGUAUUAGUACAAGAAAUGGUUCGUUUUAAUCGUUUAUUAUCAGCUGUGCGACAAUCAUUAUUAGACGUACAAAAAGCGAUUAAAGGUCUUGUGGUGAUGUCAGCCGAAUUAGAAGAAGUAUUUAUGAGUGUAUUAAAAGGCAAAAUUCCCAAUACAUGGAAGAAAAAAUCUUAUCCAUCAUUAAAACCGUUGGGUUCAUAUAUUCUCGAUUUUGUAGCAAGACUGAAGUUUCUUCAGUGUUGUCCAAGUCAUGGGUCUACCACAGCCGUACCAAAAUCUUGUGAUUAUGCAUUUGAAAUGGCUUGUUCAACUGUUCGAUAUGGACAUGGGGUUACAGCAGAAUUAGGCCAUGAUAUUAAAAAUUUGGGUAUUAAACAUGUUGCUCUAUUUACUGACGAACGUGUACGUCAAUUAAAAACAUUUGAGACUGUUUUAACCGCAUUGCAAAGUAAAAAUAUUGAAUAUGAAUUGUUUGAUCAAGUGCGUAUUGAACCAACAGAUAAAAGUUUUAAACAUGCUAUUCAGUUUGCUGCUAAUGGAAAAUUUGAUGGAUAUGUGGCAGUCGGUGGCGGUUCUGUUAUGGAUACGUGCAAAGCAGCAAAUAUGUAUGCAUCAAAACCAGGUAAAGAUGUGCCGGAUUUUCUUGAUUAUGUAAAUCCACCGAUUGGAAAAGGUUUACCUAUUAGACAUCCAUUAAAACCUUGCAUUGCUAUUCCAACAACAGCCGGGACGGGAAGUGAAACAACAGGUGUGGCUAUAUUUGAUUUUGAAGAACAUCACGCUAAAACCGGUAUAGCACAUCGUUCAGCACGUCCAACGUUGGCUCUUGUCGAUCCAAACCAUGUUCAAUCGAUGCCGUCACGAGUGGCAGCUAAUUCAGGAUUUGACGUCUUGUGUCAUGCCAUUGAAUCUUAUACAGCUAUACCGUAUAAUCAACGAUCACCAAAACCAAAGGAUCCAAUUGAACGACCGACAUAUCAGGGAUCAAAUCCUAUUAGUGAUGUAUGGUCAAUCCAGGCAUUGAAAAUUGUCUCAAAAUAUUUCAAACGUGCUGUUAAGGAUUCAAAUGAUAAAGAAGCACGUGAUCAAAUGCAUUUAGCCAGUACAAUGGCGGGAAUAGGAUUUGGAAAUGCGGGUGUUCACCUUUGUCAUGGAAUGUCAUACGGAAUAUCGGGUAAUGUAAAAACAUACAAAGCAAAAGAUUAUCCACAAGAUUAUGCUCUUAUUCCUCAUGGAUUAUCCGUUGUUGUCACAUCUCCAGCUGUUUUUGAAUUUACGGCACCAGCGUGUCCAGAACGACAUUUAGAAGUAGCAUCAAUAUUAAGUGGAAAUAAAAGUCUGAAUAAUAGUCGAUUAGAGGAUGCUGGAAAAAUAUUAGCCGAUGUAUUGAGAGCAUUUCUCCAUGAUUUAAAUGUUGAUGAUGGAUUAAAAGCAUUUGGCUAUACGUCAGAAGAUAUACCAAUGUUGGUCAAAGCCACUAUACCUCAACAUCGUGUUACUAAACUGGCACCUCUGAUGCAUGACAGUGAUGAUUUGGCUCUUAUGGAUGAUAAAGAACCAAGUAUUCCACCUGAGGAUGGUGCUUAUAUAAAAGGUUUGUACUUGGAAGGAGCUCGUUAUGAUCGUAAAACACGCAAAUUAGCGGAAUCAUUACCAAAAAUUUUGUUUGAUACAAUGCCCGUUAUUUGGAUAUGGCCAGCUAAAAAAGAUGAAUUAGAACAAACUCCAUCUUAUACAGCUCCCGUUUACAAAACAACCGAACGUCGUGGUGUUUUAUCGACAACUGGUCAUAGUACAAAUUUCGUUAUAGGUAUGAGAAUUCCAACUGAUAAAACUGAAGCACAUUGGAUUGGUCGAGGUGUUGCAUUGAUAUGUCAAUUAGACAAUUAA